ACAAAGUGAAAAGUUGUCAUUUUUAAUAAUCCAUUUUGCUGUUUAUUUAUUCGCACUUUAAUUUUUGAAGUCGCGAGUUUUGACUGUUGUGAACUGCGGUUCGAUUUUAUACGAGAACAUGGACUCCAUGGAGGCGAUUUUGGCGAAAUUAUUGGUAUCGGAUAGCAAAAAAGUGCAAGAGGGAACUAGAGAAUUGAAAGAGGCUUUCAAGAAGCCCGAGGCCAUAUCGGCCUUGUGCGAUGUACUGGUCACUUCGACCCACCCCCAAAUCAGACAAUCCGCAGCCGUUCUGCUUAGAAGGAAAUUAGGAAGCAAAAGGCAUUGGAGUAGAGUUAAUAUCGACGUAAGAAAUAGAAUCAAAGAAGGCAUGCUGAGGGCGCUAGUAAACGAACAGGAGAAAUUAGUAAAGAAUUCCAUAGCUCAAUUUAUCGGUAUUAUAGGAAAACACGAAUUCCCCGACAACUCAUGGCCGGAAGUUUUACAAUUCGUACACACGUUAACCAACAGCGAAACAAUCUUCGACAAAGAGCUCGGCAUGUACACGCUCUCCAUCAUGACCGAGAUAGCUCAAAGCUCUUAUAUCAUACACGCCGAAUCGUUCGCCGUACUAUUCACCAAUACGAUCAAUCAACUGACGGACGUUAAAUCGAACCUAGCCUACUACACGGUUAUUACUAUGAAGAAUUUAGUAUCGGUAAUCGGCGGGCAUCAACAAAUGGUAAACGUUUAUCAUUCCUUACUACCGAAAAUCCUCGAAAUCAUCAACACUCAGGCGUUCAACGACGAACGAAAGGCCAUCGAUAUGCUGGAAAUCGUCGAAGAGCUGAUCGAAUUCGCCGUAAGCGUGGUGGCGCCCCAUUUGAAACUCAUCGUAGACAUGUGCCUUCAACUAGCCAGCAACCAAUCCGUUUCGAUAGCCGUUCAAAUUAAAGCCGUCGGCGUUAUCGGCUGGUUAAUAAGGUCCAAAGGAAAGGUUGUUCAAAAGAAUAAACUCAUCGAACCCAUCAUCGAUGUGUUGAUCCAUCUGAUGGGCCAACAAGCCGACGACGAGAACAACGAAGAGUACUUCUUGGGCGAUCCCGAUCAAUUCACAUCGAUAACGGUAGCUACACAAACGCUCGAUUUGAUCGCUUUGAACAUACCGGCCGAGAAGGUCAUACCGUACGUUCUGACGAAAGUCGAACCGGCCAUCCAAGGCGGCGACGUCUACGCCCAAAAGGCCGCCUAUCUGUCGCUGGCCGUCCUCGCCGAAGGCUGUUCGGAGUGCAUUCGCAAGAAGUACCUCGAGGCGUUCCUGAAGUGCGUCUGCGCGGCCAUACACAAUCCGAACGCCGUCAUCAGGAACGCCGCCUUCUUCGCUUUGGGCCAGUUCGCCGAGCACCUGCAGCCCGAGAUCAGCCAGUACGCGUCGGCGCUGUUGCCCGUUCUCUUCGAGUGCCUCCAACAGACGUUCGUGCAAAUGAAGGCCGAGAAAAAGGACCCGCCCAGCCUCGCGCGCUUGUUCUACGCCUUGGAGACGUUCUGCGAGAACUUGGACGAAGGAUUGUUGCCGUAUUUGCCUACGCUCAUGGAGAGGAUAUUCGAAGCGUUGGAUCCGACCGGUUUCUCGUUGCAAUUGAACCGAGUGGCGUUGAGUACGUUGGGUUCGAUCGCCAGCGCCGUAAAGGAGGGUCUGAUGCCCUAUUUCCCGAAGGUUAUAGAGAUUUUGAAAGUCUACAUCAAUUCGGAUCCGAACGAUAAGAUCCAUCAGAUACAAAGCUGCGCGAUAGAGGCCUUAGCCGUGGUGGCUCAAUACAUCGGACCGGAGAAUUUCAAACCGUUGACGGGGGAUUGUUUGCAAUUGGGCCUGCGAAUUUUGGAUUCCACGUCGGAUCCCGACAUCAAUAAGAGCGUGUACGCCCUGUUCGCGGCGCUGGCCAUCAACAUGAAAGAGGAACUCGCCCCGGUGUUGCCCAAAAUCGUGCAGGAGAUGAUCGAGAGCAUCCAAAGCAGCGAAGGAAUAGUCACGCAAUACGAUAACGAAGACAAAGACGAAAUCGACGUGUACGCCGAGCUAUCGGACGAAGACGACAUCGAGGAGGACAUCGAAGAGGACAUCGACGGAUCGUCGGUCAACAGCGAAGACUCGACGCAAUGCCGGUAUUCCGUGGAAAAUUCUUACAACGAGGAAAAGGAGCAGGCCUGUUCGUCGCUCAAAGACAUUUGCAUGAAUACCGGGGCGGCGUUUUGUCCGUACGUCGAGAAAUGCUUCGAGGAGAUCUACAAAUUGACGCACUACUCGCAGGAGGACAUUCGAGUGGCGGCCGUCGAGGCACUAUUACACUUUUCCAUAUCGCUGUACAAGUACGGCGGCGCGGAGUACAAACAGACGUUCUACAGGGCGUUGCAGAUGUUCGUGCCGAAGUGCGCGGAAUUGAUACGGGCCGACGAGGAGCGAACCGUCGUCAUAGCCUGCUUGGACGCUUACACCACUCUAUUGGAGGAGGUCAAAGAGGAGGUGUUCGCGAUCGACGGCCAUCGGGAGGCCAUUAUGAAUUGCGUUAUCGACGUGUUGAAUUUGAAGACUAUGUGCCAGGAUACGGAUUUGGCCGGUCAAACGGAGAACAACGACGACGACGUGGAAGCGGAACGGGACGAAUUGCUGUUGGAAUCUGCCGGCGACGUCAUACCUAAAUUCGCGGCGGCCAUUCCCACCGAGGAUCUGAUGUCGUAUUUUCCCAAUAUACUGCAAUUGAUGUCGACUAGAAUGAAGAAGCAACACAGCCUGUCGCAGAGAUCGUUCGCCUACGGGACGUUGGCGGAGUGCAUGAAAUGCAUCGGGAUCUACGUGGAGAAAUUCAUACCGACGUUGUUGAACAUGUGGUUUACGGGAGCUAAAGAUUCGGGCGACGAGGUCAGACAGAAUUCCAUCUUCGGUUUGGGCGAGAUGGUUUUGCACGGUAAAGAGAAGUUGUUUGGUCAUUACGCGGAUAUACUACAAGCGCUGUCCGCUGCGGUGGCGAAGGAGACGCAUUCCGGCACGUUGGAUAACAUUUGCGGGGCUUUGGCUAAAAUGAUUACGGUCAAUUCCGGUGGAAUACCUUUGGAACAAGUGUUUCCGGCGUUCAUUCAGAAAUUGCCGUUGAGAGACGAUUUUCAGGAGAACGAGGCGGUCGUUAAUUGUCUUUGCUCGUUGUAUCAACAGGGAAAUCAAGUGCUGAAAGAACAUUUGGUCGACGUUAUAAAAGUUUUGGUUCACAUUUAUUACAAAGAUCAAGCUCCGAAUAACGAUGUUAAAACAACUUUGGGCGAGUUUAUAAAAACGAUAAAUCGAGAUUUUCCUCAGGAAUUGGGCAACGCCGUGUCUUCGCUGGAGCCGAACGCUGCCGAAUGUAUACAAAAACUGUUGUCUUCUUAAAAAACCAAUAACGCAAAUUUAAAUUUAAUAUAAAGCUUUUUCAUCUAGUUUACAAUUUCACUAUAUCUUACUAUAUCUUGUUGUUUUUUUUAUAAACAUUUAAUUUUGUUAUUUGCCAAAUUACAAAUAUCUGCGUGCAAGCUAUAGGGCGAGACGACGUAAUCAAUUCUUAAGACUGAUAUUUAUUAGUUGUUACGGUAAUUCCACUAAAAAUGCGAAUAAGAGUACCGAGUACUUGAGCGUAUUUUCGAAGUCUUUUUUUUUUUUUAAUAUGAAUCAAACACGGCAAUUGCGUUUUGAAGAUAUUUGAAUUUUGGUGAUUGAAAUAUUUAAUUGCGACAGGCGUCCUUGUUACUUUUAUAUUGAUUGUGUAUUUAAUAAAUUUACGUAUUAUAUCAAUUCCUCUUGGCUUAAAUGCUACACACACAUAAUAUAAUUCGAGGAAUAGGACAAUUUACACAUCAGUAGAUAAACAAAAAAAAAUGUAAAUUUCCUUUAUUUAAAUGAAAUUGAAAAAAAAUACAACAUAUACACCAAUGAAAUUUACAACUUAUUAAACUCAUUCGUAUCAAUUUUCGGAGACAUGUAUUUUUUAAUAAUUUACAAUAGUUGUUACUCAAUAUAUUUACAUGAAAAUCUACAAGGGGUUUUUCGUACCAAAAUAACUACAAAACAAAUUCGUCAGUCUCAUAACUUUUUGUACACACGACUUUAAAAAAAUACUCCACAUCCGAACCAACGCGAUAAAACAUAAUCUAAAUCUGUAGUAAUUGAAUCAAUUCCGCGUUAUAAUCGAUUAGUACAAUUCAUGGCGAAUCACAGAUUGUAAUAUUACAAACAACAACAAAACUACCCCCACGUACUGAAUCCAUAAAUAAAAUAUUUGCAAUAUUACAUUAAAUUCCACUCAAUAAAUUAAU
Phyllotreta striolata is the source of this 4317-nucleotide messenger RNA. Lineage: Eukaryota; Metazoa; Arthropoda; Insecta; Coleoptera; Chrysomelidae. The record is from the annotation of a GenBank genome assembly.